CCCCGGUGGGCGGGGUCUCGAGUUGGGAGGAAGUUGCGGCCAGCAGCAGGGAGAGAAGCUCGGGGUCACCGCAGCAGGCACACCUCUUAGCUAAACGCUCGUUCUCGCUGUCUGCAGCACCCUCUGCUUCCUUCGUGGGCAACGACAUCCAGCGGCUGGGACAUUCAUCAUGUCUAUUCUCAAGAUUCAUGCCAGAGAGAUCUUUGACUCCAGGGGGAACCCCACUGUGGAGGUUGAUCUCUACACCAACAAAGGUCUCUUUAGAGCUGCUGUGCCCAGUGGUGCCUCGACUGGCAUCUAUGAGGCACUUGAGCUUCGGGACAAUGACAAGACCCGCUAUAUGGGGAAAGGUGUCUCACAGGCUGUUGAGCACAUCAAUAACACUAUUGCGCCUGCCCUGGUUAGCAAGAAGCUGAAUGUUGUGGAGCAGGAGAAGAUUGACAAGCUGAUGAUAGAGAUGGAUGGGACAGAGAAUAAAUCUAAAUUUGGGGCAAAUGCCAUUUUGGGUGUGUCCCUGGCAGUCUGCAAGGCCGGUGCUGUUGAGAAGGGAGUGCCCCUGUAUCGCCACAUCGCUGAUUUGGCUGGCAACCCUGAAGUCAUUCUUCCAGUUCCCGCUUUCAAUGUUAUCAACGGAGGCUCUCAUGCUGGCAACAAGUUGGCCAUGCAGGAGUUUAUGAUCCUCCCUGCUGGGGCAGCAAACUUCAAGGAAGCCAUGCGCAUUGGAGCAGAGGUUUACCACAACCUGAAGAAUGUCAUCAAGGAGAAAUAUGGAAAGGAUGCCACCAACGUGGGGGAUGAAGGUGGAUUUGCUCCCAACAUCCUGGAAAAUAAAGAAGCCCUGGAGCUGCUGAAAAAUGCCAUCGCAAAGGCUGGCUACGCCGACAAGGUUGUCAUCGGCAUGGAUGUGGCUGCUUCUGAGUUCUUCCGGUCGGGAAAGUAUGACCUGGACUUCAAGUCACCCGAUGAUCCCAGCAGGUACAUCUCAGCCAGUGAGCUGGGCAACCUGUACAAGUCUUUCAUCAGUGACUACCCAGUGGUGUCUAUUGAAGAUCCCUUCGACCAGGAUGACUGGGAAGCUUGGCGGGACUUCACUGCCACUGCAGGCAUCCAGGUGGUAGGGGAUGACCUCACAGUGACCAACCCAAAGCGGAUUGCCAAGGCUGUAGAAGAGAAGUCCUGCAACUGCCUGCUGCUGAAAGUGAACCAGAUUGGCUCUGUGACUGAAUCUCUGCAGGCGUGCAAACUGGCCCAGUCCAAUGGGUGGGGCGUCAUGGUAUCUCAUCGCUCUGGGGAGACUGAGGACACCUUCAUUGCCGACCUGGUGGUGGGGCUCUGCACUGGGCAGAUCAAGACUGGCGCACCUUGCCGAUCUGAGCGCUUGGCCAAGUACAAUCAGAUCCUCAGGAUUGAAGAGGAACUGGGCAGCAAGGCUAAGUUUGCCGGCAGGAACUUCAGAAACCCCCUUGCCAAGUAAGCUCAGGGCCAGCAGGCCCCAAGCUCCUCAGACACUCGUCAGCUUUUUAGACCUCUGCUCCUGAUGUCAAUGGGCAGCUCAAGGCCCUCAGCCAAUCCUGCCAGGAACCUCUGCCCUCCGAUCCCUGUGUUUUCACUGCUUCCUUAGAACUUCAGCAGAAGCCAAGCUUGACCACCUGGACCCUUUGGAAAUCCAACUGUAAUCAUGUGGUUGACCCAAAUCAUUGUUUCUCUCCCUUGACUUCCCACCAAGUGUCUGGAGCCACAUACCUCCAUAUUGUGAUCUCCAAGGUGUCCACAGACAAGAUCCCCAGUGAUGGUGUGUGCAAAAUAAAAAAACCUCAGUGACCUGUAGGAAAA
This is a messenger RNA of Erinaceus europaeus (western European hedgehog), 1833 nucleotides long. RefSeq names its product enolase 1 (gene ENO1). The transcript is spliced from 12 exons. Gene Ontology annotation, biological process: glycolytic process. Bases 170 to 1474 code for a protein of 434 amino acids. Gene Ontology annotation, cellular component: phosphopyruvate hydratase complex. Gene Ontology annotation, molecular function: phosphopyruvate hydratase activity; magnesium ion binding. The record is from RefSeq and is a predicted model, not a curated record. NCBI's taxonomy places the organism in Eukaryota, Metazoa, Chordata, Mammalia, Eulipotyphla, Erinaceidae.